GUUGACGUUCCUCACUGUCCAACACAGACAUGAUCCUUGGUUAAUGGCGAUUUCCGAAUCCACCCCUGACUCAACUCCAAGAAUCAAAGCUGGAGAUGAAUGGCAAAAGCUUCUUCUAUCCGCCAAUUCGUCACAUACAGAUCUAACCCCACCUCCCCCGUUCUCGGCCUCCUCAAAAGUUUCAAACUCCUCGACCAAUCGAAUUCCAUCGAACACCUCUUCCAAGUCCACGCGAGGCUCAUCACCUCCGGAAACUUCUGGGCCUCCUCUUGGGCCAUCAGAUUGUUGAAGUCUUCUUCGCGUUUCGGUGACGCUAACUACACCGUUUCAGUGUUUCGCAGCAUCGGGAAGGUCUACAACGCGAAUACCGUGUUUAAGACGUUUUGGGUCUCUUCUAUUUCGCAUAAAGCUUUGAGCUUUUACUUUGAUGUAGUGAGAUGUGGGUUUGUUCCUGACUCAUACACGUUUGUGUCCUUGUUUGGUUGUGUUCGGAAGAUUGAUUCUGGUAAAAUGUGUCACGGGCAGGCUAUUAAGCAUGGAUGUGAUCAAGUUUUGGCUGUUGGGAACUCGUUAGUGAAUAUGUAUACUUGUUGUGGUGACUUAGAUCUUGCGAAGAAGGUGUUUGUGGAAAUGCCUAAGAGAGAUAUUGUGUCGUGGAACUCGUUGAUAGGUGGGCUGGUGAGACGUGGUGAUGUGUGGUCUGCUCGCAAGGUGUUCGAUGAAAUGCCUGAGAGAAAUGUGGUUUCUUGGAAUAUUAUGAUUGAUGGUUAUUUGGGUGGUAAUAAUCCCGGAGUUUCGAUUGGUUUGUUCCGUGAGAUGGUUGGAGGAGGGUUUCGAGGGAAUGAGAGUAGUUUGGUUUUGUUGCUUAAAGCUUGUGGGAGAUCAGCUAGGCUUAAGGAAGGUAGGUCGGUUCAUGGUUCUUUGAUAAGAAUGUUGGUGAAUUCGAAUGUGGUUGUUGAUACAGCUCUUGUUGAUAUGUAUGGAAAGUGCAAGGAAGUGGAGUUAGCACGUAGGAUAUUUGAUAGUGUAUCACGUAGGAACAGAGUUAUGUGGAAUGUGAUGAUAUUGGCACAUUGUCUUCACGGGAUUCCUGAAGAUGGGUUUGAAUUAUUUGAAGCCAUGAUCAAUGGCGACCUUAUUCCCGAUGAAGUAACGUUUGUUGGUGUUCUUUGCGGUUGUGCUAGAUCUGGCCUUCUUUCACAAGGAAAAGGCUAUUACGCCCUGAUGGUUGAAGAGUUUCAGAUCAAACCCAACUUUGGACAUUUAUGGUGCAUGUCUAAUCUUUACUCCAGCGCUGGCUUCUCGGAAGAAGCAGAGGAGAUUCUAAGGAACUUGCCAGAAGAAGAUGUGACUCCAGAAUCUACAAAAUGGGCUUACAUGCUCAGCUCUACACGUUUCACAGGAAACCCUGCCCUAGGGGAGAGCAUUGCCAAGUCUCUGAUAGAAAAAGAUCCUAUGAACUACAAGUAUUAUCAUUUGCUGAUGAAUGUUUACAGUGUUGCGGGGCGGUGGGAGGAUGUUGAUAGUGUGAGAGAAAUAGUGAAGGAGAGAAAAAUAGGAAGAGUACCCGGGUGUGGCCUUGUGGACUUGAAAGAGAUAGUCCAUGACCUGAGACUAGGAUCCGAAGAGGUGGACAAGGUGAUUAGUGAGAGUAGUGUAGACGAAAAUGUUACAGUGAUUUACUGACAUAAUAAGCUAAUCCCCAAGUCCAAGCAUACGGUUACUCCUUUGCCACCAGAUCCAUGCUAUGAAGUCAUAAUUGGAGGCUGUCAGGGAUGCGCAUGAAUUGGUGUUUUUUGCAGACAAGAGUAGAAUAGAAACAAGAGAAAUAAUGGUGUCUUAAUUAUAUUUGAUCCUGUUUUAUUUUUUGUUCCUUUUUGGGGGUCAGAUAAUCCCAUUUCUCAAAAGCUCUUUAUAACACAGAGUCACAGAUCAUUGUAUGGGAUGGUCACGAGCAAAAAGAGUGAUGUGAAUUUACAUGAGAAAUUGAAGUUUUAC
Messenger RNA from Eruca vesicaria subsp. sativa (arugula), 1998 nucleotides. The record is from the annotation of a GenBank genome assembly. Lineage: Eukaryota; Viridiplantae; Streptophyta; Magnoliopsida; Brassicales; Brassicaceae.